AUGGCCAAGAGCAAGGUAGCGCCUCUGAAAUACCAAUCUAUUCCACGAUUGGAACUACAGGGGGCACUCAUAGGCGCGCGGUUGAUGAAUAGUGUUUGCGAAAGCCAUACGCUGAAGAUCGACCAGAAGUUCUUGUGGACUGAUUCCAGCACCGUUCUUGCCUGGAUACGUUCCGAACACCGGAGAUACAAACAAUACGUUGCACACAGAGUUGGAGAGAUACUGACGCUGUCGGAACUGGAAAACUGGCGAUGGGUACCAUCGAAAGAGAACGUGGCAGACUGCUUGACCAAGUGGACUAAAGACACAGAACCGAGCUCUAGCGGCAGAUGGUUGAAUGGCCCUUCGUUCCUGUAUCACCUGGAAAGAGAAUGGCCGGAACAGCGACAUCCAGCAGAAACCAACGAAGAACUCAGAAGUCACGUGCUGUUGCACCGUGUUGCUAUACCCAAGAAUCUUGUGGACGCUGGCCGAAUCUCGAAAUGGAAUGUAUUAGUGCGAACGAUUGCAUUCGUCCAUCGCUUCAUCUCUAACUGUAGACGUCGCCUGCAGGGUCAUCCGAUAGAAACAAUUAGGGCAACGGCUGCCCAGGAGAAACUGCUCAUCAAGCCGAUACCUGCGAAGUUGAUACCGCUAUGCCAACAGGAGUAUGUGAAGGCGGAAAUGUUCUUGUGGCGCGCUGCUCAAAGUGAGUCCUAUCCCGACGAAAUGCGAGUGUUGCUGAACAAUUGGAACAAACCAACGGAAGAGCUCCUCAACGUAGAAAAAUCAAGCUCUCUGUACAAGUUAACACCCUUUGUGGACGAACACGGCGUUAUCCGAAUGGAAGGCAGAACAGCGAACGCCGCUUACGCAGCUUUCGACACCCGUUUCCCCAUCAUCCUACCAAUAGAUCAUCCGAUAACGCAACGUCUAAUCGAACAUUACCAUGGACAGUUCGGACACGCUAACAAGGAGACCGUAGUGAACGAGUUACGACAACGUUAUUACAUCCCCUGCUUACGUACUACUGUGGACAGAAUUUCGAGAAAUUGCCGGAGAUGUAAAGUAGCCAAGUGCAGGCCGCAGUCUCCGCGCAUGGCACCACUUCCCAAGCAACGACUGACGCCGUACUUGAAGCCGUUUAGUUACGUCGGAAUAGACUAUCUGGGUCCUCUGGAAGUCACUGUGGGACGGCGUAGAGAGAAGCGGUAUAUCGUCGUAUUCACCUGCCUUGUUGUGCGGGCUAUUCAUCUGGAACUGGCGUAUAGUUUGACGACCGACUCGUGCAUCAUGGCAAUCCGAAGAUUCACCUGCAAAUGGGGCUCUCCAGUGGAGAUCUUCACUGACAACGGCACCAAUUUCGUGGGCGCCAACCGAAAAUUGAAGGAGCAGAUCAAGAUGAUUAACGACAAGUGUGGCGAAACCUUCACGGACGCGCGGACAAAAUGGUCCUUCAACCCCCCCGCUGCGCCUCACAUGGGGGGCGUAUGGGAGAGAAUGGUUCGUAGCGUGAAAGAGACGAUGCAAGCGUUGGAGGAUGGGCACAAACUCAACGAUGAAAUCCUACUCACAGUGCUUGCGGAAACCGUCGACAUCAUUAAUGCUCGACCGCUUACCUACAUGCCGCAGGGACCGAACGAGUGUGAGGCACUCACGCCGAACCACCUUCUUUUUGGAGAAUCUGCUAGGACACACGAGGAGAUGAGAGAGCCAGUAGACUUAGCUGAAGCGUUGAGAAGCAGCUAUAAGCGUUCGCAGUUCCUGUCCCGUAUAGCAUGGGAGCGAUGGCUAAAAGAAUAUUUCCCAACAGUGAACAAGAGAUCGAAGUGGUUCGAAGAGGCGAAACAUAUGAAGGUAGGAGAUCUAGUAUAUGUGGCAGAAGGCAACCGACGAUCAUGA
Armigeres subalbatus is the source of this 1881-nucleotide messenger RNA. RefSeq lists its product as uncharacterized. Gene Ontology annotation, molecular function: nucleic acid binding. The coding region runs from base 1 to 1881 and encodes 626 amino acids. The record is from RefSeq and is a predicted model, not a curated record. NCBI's taxonomy places the organism in Eukaryota, Metazoa, Arthropoda, Insecta, Diptera, Culicidae. Gene Ontology annotation, biological process: DNA integration. The transcript has a single exon.